UUUAGCAAAUGACGAGCUUGGCGCUCUUGAAGAGAGGGCUCCGAUUCUCGCGGGAGAGCUUCGCUGCCGCCGACAACGUCGCUCGCCUCUACAAUGCGGCCAAUGGCGCGGAGGUCCAUCUGAUAGGCACGAUGCACAUCUCGCAGCGCAGCGCUGAUAAAGUCCAACAGCUUAUUCGAUCGGUGAGGCCCAAUAUCGUCGCGGUGGAGUUAUGUCCUUCUCGAAUGGAUUGCUUGUUGGAACCAGAUGGAGGAGAUGAUGAGCCGAGGCGUGGAGUGAUUCGAGAGUUUCUCGAUUGUCCUGGAACUUUUGGAGAGAGGCUACUGCACGUCGUGCUUCACUUCUACUAUCAAGGUGUGAGGGACGCCGGGAUAGCAACAGCAUCAGAGUUCGUGGUAGCAGGCACUGAAGCUAUGAAACUCGGUGCUGAGAUUCAUCUCAUCGAUGAGAACAGCAAGGUCACUAAGGAGAGACUGAAUCGAGCACUCACCAUGCCUGUUGCUUUCAGGCUCAUAAGAAAGCUCUGGACAAUGAAAGAGUGCCAGGUGAUGCUCCACGCCAUACAAAACCGAAAGUUGAGUCUUCUCGAGUCCAUGAACACGAGAGAGAUUGCUUCGAGCUUGAUUCGUGACCUUCGCCUGGAGUUCCCGGAAGUGGUUGAUGCGGUAGUCGAUCAGCGAGACGAGAUCAUGACCAAGAGAUUGCUGUGCUGCGACGGGAAAAUCGUCGCUGUGGUGGGACUGGCACAUAUGGACGGGAUCGAAGACCGGUGGAAUGCGUACCAGAGUAAAGAAGAACACUUGCAGGCUGUGAGAGACGAUGGCUCGCUCUUCACGACAGUCGUAACUUUGUAGAAGACAACAUCGUGAUCGCUCAAGGUUUUUAAGGUGAUCGACCUGUGGCAAAAUUUUGAUGUUUUCACUGCCAAAACCACUAGGAAUUCUAUGCUUUUUGCGAUGA
Selaginella moellendorffii is the source of this 960-nucleotide messenger RNA. RefSeq names its product traB domain-containing protein. The record is from RefSeq and is a predicted model, not a curated record. Lineage: Eukaryota; Viridiplantae; Streptophyta; Lycopodiopsida; Selaginellales; Selaginellaceae. The transcript is spliced from 6 exons. Bases 9 to 854 code for a protein of 281 amino acids.